CCUCCUAACGACAAGCGCAAACCUUGGUGCGGUUGCGCAAACCCGGCGCCUACACGGAUCACGAGGCUGAUCGGGCGGCGAGGCGCGGCCAGACGGACCCGUUCAGCCGUCACUCUCAUCCCCGUCCCCCCUCCUCCCCACCCCAGUCCCCAGUCGCUGAGAGAGAAGAAGAGAUAUCGAACCCUCCCGAACCUUCGGAGCGCGCACGGGGCGAGCGAGGGAGAGAGAUGGCAUACGGCGGCGGCAGGAGGGGCUCUUCCAGGUGGGGCCUUCCGAUGGUGAGGUCGGACGCGCUCGGCAAGCUGGGCCCCUCCUUCGGCAUCGGCGCCGGCUGCGGCGUCGGCGUCGGGGUCGGCCUCAUCGGCGCUUUUGGAGUGGGAAGACUGCAGGGUUCAGGUAACUCAGGCGCAGGAAUUGGAGCUGGAUUCCCUGGUUUACAGCUGGGAUUCGGAGCCGGUGCUGGAUGUGGAAUAGGAAUAGGUUUCGGCUAUGGUUUUGGAAAAGGAAUUGCAUAUGACGAGAACGGGAAAUAUUCGAACAUCAGGAGAUCAUUUCAGAACACCAGGAGCCUUCCUUAUGAUCAGGAGUUUGAUAUCCUGUUUGACGAGGUGAUGGAGAGCACCAGGAAGCUCAUCAAAGCGACGACAAAGGAGCUCGACAAGUGGAGGCGCAUGUAGAGCGAACAUCACAUGAACAAACAGGGAUUCAGCGAGAUACGCCGUCAGUAUUCUACCCUGGUGAAGGAUCAAUUUCGUCAAGGCAUGUGCGAGGAUGCGAGCAUCAUGUGACGGAGACGCCGUCCCCGCACCACCGGAAUAUCCUGCGCGGCGUCGCUGUCGGUAGCAUAUAUUGUUCGUCUGUAGAAUCGCUGUUUCGCAUUGAAAUACUCGGGGCCUCGCGCAUCAUCGCCUCGAAUCAAAUCUUUCUCUGUCUCGUUAAACAUGGUGUCUAUAUUUAAGUUCCUGAUUAGUAGUCAACGUCACCUCGCUGGAGUCAGUGAUGUUCAUGCUUCUUUCUUGGGCAUCAUUGUUAAACAAGAUUUGUGUUCCUCCACAGCAGUACUACAUACACCAACACCAAACGCUUCCUACGUCAGGCGAAAAUGAAAUGCUUGUAUUAUUGAUUUCA
Messenger RNA from Aegilops tauschii subsp. strangulata, 1128 nucleotides. RefSeq lists its product as uncharacterized. Lineage: Eukaryota; Viridiplantae; Streptophyta; Magnoliopsida; Poales; Poaceae. The record is from RefSeq and is a predicted model, not a curated record.